Molecule: messenger RNA, 1377 nt
Organism: Leptopilina heterotoma
Lineage: Eukaryota; Metazoa; Arthropoda; Insecta; Hymenoptera; Figitidae
Product: KRAB-A domain-containing protein 2-like
Exons: 4
Coding region: 1-1377 (458 amino acids)
Biological process (GO): DNA integration
Molecular function (GO): nucleic acid binding
Source: RefSeq, a predicted model, not a curated record
AUGUAUUGCAACGUGACAAGGGAAAGUAUCAUGGAGUUUUUGAAAUUGUGCAUCGUUUGCCAGAAAAAAAGUUCUAACAAGAAGAGGGGCCUCGUAUCAAAACCCAUUUUACACUCAGCAUACAAUUCAAGAGCUCAACUGGAUUUAAUCGACAUGCAAUCGCAAGAACACAAUGGAUUUCGAUUUAUAAUGGUAUACCAAGAUCACUUGACAAAAUUUGUCAACUUGCGUCCUCUGAAGUCCAAAAGAGCGGAAGAAAUUUCUUUAAAUUUAAUGAAGAUUUAUACUCUUUUUGGCGCGCCCGCUAUACUUCACUCCGAUAAUGGUCGAGAGUUCGUGAAUUCUGUAAUAACAGAACUUCAUAAGAUGUGGAGUGAAGUCAAAAUUGUUCACGGAAAACCCCGUCAUAGUCAGUCCCAAGGUUCAGUUGAAAGAGCUAACAGGGACAUUGAAGAAAUUUUAUCCGCGUGGAUGGAAGAAAAUCAUUCGAAGGAUUGGCCCAAUGCUCUAGAUAUUGUCCAAUUUCGUAAAAAUCGUUCAUUUCAUGCAGGAAUAGGUCGUUCACCUUUCGAGGCAAUGUUCGGUUGUUCCGCACAAGUCGGCCUUUUAUCAAUUGGCAUACCACAUUCAGAAAUUAAUAAUAUUAAUACAGAGGAAGAUAUCGACAGGAUUUGUAAAGAAAACGCGGAAAAUCAAAACAAAACAAGUGUGACGCAACCAGCUGCAACAAUAGAAUCAAAUUUAGAGUUGCCUAAUAUUGAAAUUUGCAAUGAUGCAAACAAUGAAAUUUUUAAUAAUACCAUUUCCAUAGACCUGGAGGCAACAAAAAAUACUGAAACUUUAAUCUCACGUCAAGAUGCAACUGUGGAGUUGUUUAAACCUGACAAUCCGAUAACAAAGCGAUUUCGAGACAUAUCCACAAAUCGAGAAAACGCAAGAGAGUGCUUAGGAAGACAAGCCAAAAAAAUGUUGAAGCUUUCUGAACAAAGUCAACCGCCUAUUGCAAUUGGAUCCAUGGUUAGACUACCUAUUCCUGAUGUGGACAGAGCAAGGGGAGCACCGAGAAACAUUUUAGCAGCUGUUAUAAAUAUUGAUAACGAUUAUUACACUCUAGGAAAUGAGCAUGGAACAUUAAAUAAAAAGUAUGUGAGAAGCGAAUUUUUCAAAUGUGCCGGAAAAUUGAUUAAUGUCGAAAAUGUUUCGGCUAAAAAAGUAUCCCUCAGAGAAGCUGCUUCUCAAAACAGUGUAUUCGGUGCACAAGGCUACGAACUAUGCAACUGCAAAACCGGAUGUGCACAGAAUAAGUGCAAGUGCUUCAAAAGUAACAAAAAAUGUAAUUCGAAAUGUCACAGCAGUUUGUCCUGCAAGAACAAAUAA